AUGGAUGCUAGGAGAAAACACUGGAAGGAGAAAAAGUUUGCUCCUCUUUUCAGUGCACAGGAUAUUCUAGACGAAGCUGCUCAGCUUGAAUCUUCUUCUGAACAAAUGACUUUAGAUAAGGCCAAGAGAAUGGAAAGAAUAUUUAAUUUGUCUAGUAGAAAGUUUCUAGAGGAAAAUAAAUUUAAAAGGAAAGAAUUUAUUUCCCAACCAAAUGAAAAUGAGCAAGAAUCAAAUUUAAUAGAGAGAAAGAUAAACAUUUCAAAGACUGAGGCAGACACAAAGUCUGUCUCCUGUGAAUCAUCUAAUUUGGACAUUGCAACUGAAGAAAGCUUUAAUAGCACAGAAGAGCUUCCUACCUGGGGUACAAAGGAGUUAUCAACUCCACCACAGAAAGACAAGAAAAAGAAAUUCACUGAAGGAAUGUCUCCAAAACUUCGCCUGAAUCUUUUGAAUGAAGAGCUGGAAGUGCUUGAUUUGAAAUGCAGAAAAAUUGAAGAGGAAUUUGAAAGUGCAGAAAAAGAACUUUUGAACUCCAAAAAAGAAGUAUCCACAAAACCCCCAAAUUUUCAAGAACCAGGGGUGGAAACUUCCAAGAAAGACUGGGAGCUUCAAGCUUUAAGAAAUGACCUCUCUGAAAAAGCAACAAAUGUUAAAAACUUAACUGAAGAGCUCCAGCAAGCCAAAGAGGUCAUCCACAAGUUGAGCCUUGAGAACAAGGAUUUAAAAGAAGCUGUUAGGAAGUUAAAGCGGCAGACUGAGGUUGGAAAUGCAUUCCUAAAAGAAGAAAUGAAAUUGUAUUAUGAAUUAGAAAUGGAAAAAAUCCAUGGGGAGCUCAAUGCCAUCAAGAAUGAACUGAGAACAGAGAAGUCCCUACAAGCAAGAAAUAACAGAGCCCUGGAGUUGCUUAGAAAACACUUUGCUUCUGUAACACCGUCAGGUACCUCUGACAACUUUAUGGGGGAUUUUUUUUAA
Messenger RNA from Budorcas taxicolor (takin), 972 nucleotides. It is a transcript of the gene CCDC160, whose product is annotated as coiled-coil domain containing 160. Lineage: Eukaryota; Metazoa; Chordata; Mammalia; Artiodactyla; Bovidae. The record is from RefSeq and is a predicted model, not a curated record. The coding region runs from base 1 to 972 and encodes 323 amino acids. The transcript has a single exon.